UGAGGAGCCUUCAGGUCUUCAGGGCCACUCUUCCAGUAAGUUCAGGGCUGAUUUUCAUUUUUUUUAAAUAUAUUUUAUAUAUAUUAUGUAAUUUAAGCCAAAAGUUACAAAUCCACGUGUUGACUGUAGUACCUCCGCUUAAAGUUUAUCUAGGGUAAAUAUUUUCAUCAUCUGAAAAGUCAGUGCACCCUCCCCCUUAUCUUACUCCCUUUGGCUGAAAUAACUUCAGAGAGAUGCUUCAGAUUGAGGUCAGAGCCAUCAACAUGUCUCUGACCUCAAUCUGAAUCUUAGGAAGGUUUGUCCCACUCCUUUUUUUCAAAUAUUCCAGGGGUUUCUCGCAUAUACAGCCUAUUUCAAGUUUCUUAAGAGUAUCUCAAAAACAUAACGAUUUGGUCUCUGUGCCUCAAAGCCGGGGUAAAGUUCUUUUCCUGGAAUACUGCAUUGUGUUUACACCAAACAUCCUCCGUUCUGGUGUAGAAAUAUCUGGUUUUAGAUUCAUCUGUUCAAAGAGUAACCCUGGCACAUGUUAAAAUUACUUCUGUCAAAUCUUUGGUCUUCGCUUUUUUUAAUAUUUAAGGUUUGAUCUUUUAAUGUGUGCUGUUAGUAAGAAACUGUUAAAGCAACUGCCUUUCCAGCCUGAAAAAACUGCAUUGAGUUUUAGAUACAUGUAAUCAUCACUUCUACCGCUUUCAAAUUACAUAAAACAAAAUAUCAGGAUAAACCUUUAGGUCCUUAUUGUGCAGCCUGUACAGCGUCCCAUUGGACACAAAAAUACAUGCCAUGAAAGUAUUAACUGCACAUUUUCUAAUUUAUUUAUUUUUUCCUCGUAAGUUGUCAGUUUGUAUAUCAAAUAUUCAUGUGUUUCUAUUUUUUUAAUUCUGUAAGUGAAAAUGAAGUUAUUUAUUUUUAUUAAAAAUAUUUUUCCAGUCUGACAUAUUUAUAGUGGAACUUUAGAGGGAAAAAAUCCAUUGCUUUUAAUAAAAGUACUAAAAUAAUAAAAACGCCCUAGAGUUUGUUUCAAAUUUAUUUUUGAUUGAAAAUAUGAAACUUUUUUUUCUGAAUUUUUAAUCUCUUAACUGCCAGUAACAAAACACAAACACAAAGGGUUGAUACUUUCCCCCCCAAACCAAAUUGCAGAUUGGAAUAUUGUAGGGAUAGUACUACCCACGCCCAGAACUAGGAAAAAAAUUACCAACAGCACUUAUUUUGAUCUUCUAUUUUUUAUGUCAAGUGGUUUUGAAACUGGUCAAAAAAAUUUUUUGGUAAAUGGAGAGUUUCAUUGUUUCCUGCAAGGGAAACAAUGAAACAGGAUAUUUUCGUAAGAGUUUAAACACAAAGCAAUGAAAACAACUUUAAAAACAGAAAUCAAACUGAAAUGUAUAAAAUAAUUCUGAAUUGGAGUCAAUUAUAUAAAAAUGCUGAAAGGAAAGACAUGAAUCUAUGUAUGGAAAUGAAACACUGGAGGAAAAAAAAAAAGAAGAAAAUUCCCUUGUAAAUCAUAACUAAUCAAACAGCCUUACUGACCAAUACUGAGUAAGUAGGACUAUAUUUAUAUAGCACCUUUCAAGGUUUCAAAAGUAACAAAGGCAGAUUUUAAAAAAGUUGCUGAGCCAGAAACUUGUCAGAUCCAAUCUAAAUGGGUCACACCUAAUCAUGUGGAAAACUUGUUACUUCCAACUUCAGAGCUCAAAAAGCACAAAACAGUUUUAACAAAUUAUUUUUAAAACUGCAGAUUUCAGAACUAAUAGUAAUAUAAUUGUUAUUUACAUUAAAAAAAACAUGUGAAAAGAGAACUGCCUGUGCUGGAGACACCUGUAUGUGUUUCACGUUCUAGAAAAUGUUUCUUUGUUCCUCAUUAGCACAGUUUGAAUUGAUUUUUUUUUUAAAAUACUGGUUUAAUUCCUUCCACUGCACUCAAAGACCUGCCGGGUCAGUUUUGGAGGGCACUGUCUUCUCUCAAAGGUAACAAAUGAGGUUGGUCUGCAUGCUUGUGUUGGAGUCCUGCUGAAAUGUCUGCUUUUUAUUGUAAGGAAUGACAGUUGAGUUGCACAAAAUAAUUACAUCCAGUGACAAAACUGCCUUUGCUUGGUUACCUUAUUUUUUUUUUUUUUUACAAUUUUUACGUAACGUCCGUUUCUUCCCUCUUCUGCCUGCAGACUCAACUGGGAACCGAAAAAAUGUUGCUUCAGAGGGUCCGAGCAUCGGCACGUCUCAGGCCCUGAAAAAAACCAUCGGCCAUCGGGGAGUUGAUCCCACGGGGGAGACGGUCUACAAAAAGACAACAUCUUCCACUCUAAAGGCGGCCAUACAGUUGGGCAUCACACACACGGUGGGCAGCUUGAACCAGAAACCUGAGAGAGAUGUGCUGCUGCAAGACUUUGAAGUUGUGGAAAGCAUCUUCUUUCCCUGCGAAGGCAGUAACCUGACACCGGGUCAUCACUAUGGAGACUUCAGGUUCAAAACAUAUGCUCCAAUGGCCUUUCGUUACUUCAGAGAGAUGUUUGGCAUCCGGCCUGAUGACUACAUGUAUUCUCUGUGUAACGAGUCUCUGAUUGAGCUGUCGAGUUCCGGGGCCAGCGGAUCUCUGUUCUACCUCUCGAGUGACGAUGAAUUCAUUGUUAAGACAGUGCAGCACAAAGAGGCAGAGUUUCUCCAAAAACUGCUUCCAGGAUACUUUAUGAACUUGAACCAGAACAAGAGGACCUUAUUGCCAAAGUUUUAUGGGCUGUACUGUGUUCAAGCAGCCGGUAAAAACAUCCGCAUUGUAGUUAUGAACAAUCUGCUGCCCAGUUCGGUACGGAUGCACCUCAAAUUUGAUCUGAAAGGCUCCACUUAUAAGCGACGAGCCAGUCCCAAAGAGAGGGAAAAGGCUGUUCCCACCUUCAAGGACCUGGAUUUCAUUCACGACAUGAAUGAGGGUUUAUUCCUGGAGGCAGAUACUUACAAUGCUGUCUGUAAAACUAUUCAGAGAGACUGUCUGCUGUUGCAGAGUUUUAAGAUAAUGGACUACAGUCUACUAGUGGGAAUUCAUAAUUUAGAUCAGGCCUGUCGAGAGCAAAAUACAGCAGCAGCAGCAGCAGCAGCAGCAGAAGGAGCCGCGAGGCCGCAAGUCCAGAAGUCCCUGUACAGCACAGCUAUUGAGGCCAUCCAGGCUGAAACGGGACGAGUGGAGCCAGUGGACCAGACCGGAGGGAUCCCUGCACGAAACUCAAAGGGCGAGAGGCUGCUGGUGUACAUUGGUAUCAUUGACAUUCUGCAGUCCUAUAGAUUAGUAAAGAAGCUAGAACAUUCCUGGAAAUCCUUGGUUCAUGAUGGGGACACUGUGUCGGUACACAGACCAAGUUUUUAUGCGGACAGAUUUCAAAGGUUCAUGAGCAGUGUGGUUUUCAAGAAGGUGCCAGUAAAAGCCUCCCCAGUUAAGAAGCGUCGGGCUAACGGUCCUGUGAAGAAACUUGCUGGCACCGGGCUCUAUCUAUUGACUCAAACCAGCUACCAGCAGCCUUCACUCCAACAUCAAGUCAGCACUGACACUAAGGAGGACACCGAGGGAGUCAGCGGCAUUCAGUCUGGUCGACCUGACCUCCUCCUGCAGAGCUUACUACACAGCGGCAGUGCUGCCAACACUCCUACAACUCCAACUUUUCUAUCUCUCACUCCCACAGUACUCACUCUGUCUCACUCUCAGGAUACCUCAGUGAGUGAAGGAGAAGGUGGAAGUGAAACACCCAGAAGACACCAGGACAGCAGCACACCCCAGAGAUUUCAGUCUUCUGAUCAAGAACAUAUUACUACAGAGGAUCCAAUCCCACUCAAUGACAUGGCUUCCACUGAAAGAAAAUGCCCUGCAUUAGAUGCGGAACAGAAACCAGGAUUCAACGAAAAUAAAGUGGGAAGUGUUCAUGAGCAACACUGAAUUAUUUAUAAGCCCUCCACUCCCACCCCUCUCUUUGUCUUCCUUGAGGUGCCAGGACUAACAAAUCCUUGUAGUGAAUCACUGGGACCAAGCCGGACGUUUGUUUAUGUUUGUUUACUUACCUGUUCGUUUGCACAUUGAUUUCUGAACAGAUGUGUUCUGACAUUAGCAAAUGUGGGAACAUUAAUGUGAUGGUUAGUGAACACUAUCUUUCUCUCCCAGGAGUACUUGUAUUUACAUCUAGUCAUAAUAUUUCAUUCUUAUCCUAAUUUAAACCAGCAUUCAGGGUGACUUCAGGAUUUUUUCUAUUAUUCAUUUAUUUGUCUUCUUGGAUGCCAUUCCUUAUUUUGCAUUUGCCAAAUCACUCUUGCAAGUCCCAAUACAAGCGCUGGUAUCUAUCCUAUUGUAUAUUGUACAGAAAAGAUAGAUGCAUACAAAGUGACAUCAUGGAUUGUUGCAAUUUUUAUAUAUUUAGAUGUGACCACAUUUUGAAAAUAACUGAGGGAUACUUUGUAUUUAAGAACUAGUACAUGAAAUUAUCGUCUGCUGUCUAAUCAAAAAGUGUGAAUUGAACUAAAGAUGUCAAUGACUUAAGUUUAUUUUAAUAGGAGUUUUUUUAUUUUGGAAUCUGGGACGUUUUGCGCCUCCUAAUGGCCAAUAAGUGGUAUUGCAAGUAACAUCAUUGUCUAUUGGCUUUACUUUCAAUACUCAAUAACAGGACACAUUCUCUAUAAACAGUUUAUAGACCUCACCUUAAGUGGUUGAAGUUGAAUUAUUAUGAUUUUUUUAAAUAAUUGAUUUAGUUGCUUUAAAGCAAAUCCAUAAAAUGUAUAUGUGGAACACUUUUUUGAAGCAGAUGUUUAUGUUGAAAGGAAUUACUGUAUUCAUUUGUAAUAAGAUGCUGUUUUUUUUUUUCAUUUUUAAACCUUGCUUUAAAUGUACAUAAUGCUGGGGAAAGUCAGGACUCUCAGUUUUUUAUUUAACCAAAUUUCCUAAUGGAUCUAUAUGACUUCAAACACUGUGAAUCCUAACAACUUCUAAUGCUAAGGUCAAAACUAUAUUUUAAUAGAAAAUGAUUGUUGUUUGUUUUUUUAAUACUUUGAGUAGAUGUGAUCAAAUAUAAUUGAUAGAUGGUGAAGAAGCACCUCAACAAACACUGAUCUGGGGUUUGUCUCAUAAAAGACCUCUGUUCGGAAUCUUGUACUUUAUCCGUUUUGAGUUUGUGCAAACGAAAGCCACCCAUCAAAAAGCAGUUUCUCUUGAAUCAUGUGACUGGAACCAAAAAGUAGGAAAUUACAUUAUUAUAAGCUGGUACAAUCAUUUUGCUUUCUCAUGGAUGUGGUUGGUACAAUAUGCACAACAUUACUCUGACAGCUGUCAAGUGAUGUGCAUGAAAGUAAAAGUAUUUUUACAGAGGUGCAGAUGCCAAAUUUGGAGAUUUUUGGAUGUUCACCUGACCUUGGUGCAGGGUUGUCUAUCCCUGUGGAACAAGUGCACAGACACUCUUUCUUCAUAAUAUUGUUGUAGCUGUAAAUGUUUGCAGUCUAAUCAGACACUUACACCGUUCUUGUAUAAUGUCAAUUUUAAUAAAAAGAAAACACUG
Messenger RNA from Gambusia affinis (western mosquitofish), 5516 nucleotides. Its product is annotated as phosphatidylinositol 4-phosphate 5-kinase type-1 alpha-like. Gene Ontology annotation, molecular function: phosphatidylinositol kinase activity. The coding region runs from base 2033 to 3913 and encodes 626 amino acids. The record is from RefSeq and is a predicted model, not a curated record. Lineage: Eukaryota; Metazoa; Chordata; Actinopteri; Cyprinodontiformes; Poeciliidae. Gene Ontology annotation, biological process: phosphatidylinositol metabolic process. The transcript is spliced from 14 exons.